Messenger RNA from Capronia epimyces CBS 606.96, 1404 nucleotides. RefSeq lists its product as uncharacterized. The transcript has 10 exons. Gene Ontology annotation, molecular function: transmembrane transporter activity. Gene Ontology annotation, cellular component: membrane. The record is from RefSeq and is a predicted model, not a curated record. The coding region runs from base 1 to 1404 and encodes 467 amino acids. NCBI's taxonomy places the organism in Eukaryota, Fungi, Ascomycota, Eurotiomycetes, Chaetothyriales, Herpotrichiellaceae. Gene Ontology annotation, biological process: transmembrane transport.
AUGGCUGACAGCGAGAGAGCCGACAGCCCGCUAGAAUUGACCUCAGCAGAGUCCAAGAAGUCCACCUCGUGGUGGCGUCGGGCAGUGGGCCUGGUAUGGGAUUCUGUGGAGGGCGAUGAAAGAAACAGAAGAUAUGUGCAGAAGCUGGACACCUUCCUCUUCUCCUAUAUCUGUCUCGGAUACUUCAUCAAGGUCCUCGACCAGAACAACUAUAGCAAUGCCUUUGUCAGUGGCAUGAAAGAAGACCUUGAUAUGAAUGGCAACGAACGCAACUGGCUGGUGACCUACUUCAACCUCGGCAUCAUCGUUGGUACUGUGCCGGCCCAGAUGAUCCAGCUCCAGUACGUCCGGCCGUCGAUCUGGAUACCUGCUUGUGAGAUCGCAUGGUCAGCCUUGGUAAUGGCCAUGGCGGCGGCCAAAAACACCAAAACUCUUUAUGCCUUACGCUUCUUUGUCGGUCUUCUCGAAUCCUGUUCGUUCCCUGGCUAUUCUGCUUUGCUGGGCGGAUGGUAUGGACCCGGCGAAUUGACCAAGCGAGUCGCCAUCUUCGAGCAAACCACAGCCAUUGCCAGCAUGUUCAGUGGAUACCUCCAGGCUGCACUGUACAAAAGCAUGAAUGGAAAGCACGGUCUGGCCGGAUGGAGAUGGUUGUUCAUUAUGGAUGGAAUCAUUUCCAUUCCCAUUGCCAUCUGGGGCUUUUUUGCCAUUCCAGACCUGCCCCACACGACGAGAGCGUUUUACUGGACCAAAGAUGAUAAGGAGUAUGGUGUAAAGCGCAUUGAGAAGAUUGGAAGAGGUGCGCCGCGUCGGCUGACGUUCAAGAUCAUCAAGAGCGUCUAUCUCAACUGGCGUCUCUGGGUGUUUAUUGCUCCAUACCUGUUCGUCGGAUUGGGCGGCAAUGGGUCGAAUUACUUCAACUUGUGGCUCAAAGCUGAAGGCUACUCCGUCUACCAGACAAACGUUCUUCCGACGGCGGGAAAUGCUCUCAACGUUGUGACUGCAUUCAUGAUCGGCAUUUUCGUGGACCGGACGGGACACCGGCUCAUCGUGGUCAUCGUGGUCGAGUUGUUGCUGAUGCUCUCCAAUAUAUUGCUCUCCGUGUGGCAUAUCCCAAAGAGUGCAUUGCUGUUCGCCUUUUAUAUAUCCUUCAUCAGCGGCGGCGUUCAGCCCGUCAUUAUCGCAUGGGGCUAUGAGCUCAACGGCCAUGACGCCAACCUGAGGCAGCUGCUGGUUGCCACUGGGAACAUCUUCACCUACACUUUCUCAAUGUUUCUUCCUCUGGUCCUCUUCCCAACUUAUGACGCUCCACAUUACAAAUAUGGCUAUCAAAUCUUGAUCAUGUUUUGCGGUCUCGCUAUCAUCGCGGCCUUCGUUCUGAAGUUGCAGGAUAUACGUGAAAGGUAG